Molecule: messenger RNA, 927 nt
Organism: Ziziphus jujuba (common jujube)
Lineage: Eukaryota; Viridiplantae; Streptophyta; Magnoliopsida; Rosales; Rhamnaceae
Product: F-box/kelch-repeat protein KIB1
Exons: 2
Coding region: 1-927 (308 amino acids)
Source: RefSeq, a predicted model, not a curated record
AUGACUUCUCCGUUGCUCAUGCUUCCUAGUGAUAAAAAAGAAGAAGCUGAUGCUUGCCGCUUCUUCAGUGCUGCCGAGAAUAAGAUUUAUAAGAUCAACAAUGUGUUUGACGGGUUUCAUGGUGCUCGGUGCGUGGGAUCAUCACAUGGGUGGUUGGUGAUUUUGGACAAAGAAACAAACCCACAUCUUCUUAAUCCGUUUUCAGGAGCUAAAGUCCAACUUCCAUUGAUCAACACUUCAAUACCAUAUCAAGAGCUACAAAUGUUUGGGACAUCACCCUACUUUGUCAGAAUUCUGGGAAAGUUUUGUAUCUCUAAAGCCAUCCUAAUGUCCUCCUAUCUAUGUUUAUCUGACGUAAGUAGAGGCAAGAGCUUUUGUGUUGUGGUGAUAUAUGGACCAUCGUCACAAAGACUUGCAUUCUGUAUGUCUGGAGACAGCACAUGGACUCGCUUUGGUGGUUACGAUCAUGACUAUCUGGACAUAAUAUGCCACAAGGCACAUGCUCGCUUUCUAGAUAAAAAUGCUUUUCUGAUCGAAUCAGAGGGAGAGCUUUUGUUUGUCAUAAUGUUACUAAGUGAACGUGAUAAGAGGGUUGGCAAAGAGUAUUUGAAUUACAGGACAAUUCGAGAAUUUGCUAUCUAUAAACUGGAUUAUAGUGGAAAAAUAUGGAUACCUGUGGAAACCUUGAGCGACCAAGCUCUUUUUAUUAGUAAAAACGACUCUACGUCGUUAUCAACCCGAAAUUUUCCAACAUUGAGAGAAAAUUCAAUAUAUUUCAUAAAUAGCGUGAACUAUAACAUGAUUGGUAGAUACAAAGUUGGAACCUUCAACUUCAAAGAAAAGAAAUUAGUUGAUGAGGCUGAAGAAAAUAAGUAUUUUGGUUUCAUUUAUUCGCCACUGUAUUGGGUUGCUCCUAAUUCAAGGUAA